Saprolegnia parasitica CBS 223.65 is the source of this 429-nucleotide messenger RNA. RefSeq lists its product as hypothetical. Gene Ontology annotation, cellular component: P-body; RNA polymerase II, core complex. NCBI's taxonomy places the organism in Eukaryota, Oomycota, Saprolegniomycetes, Saprolegniales, Saprolegniaceae. The record is from RefSeq and is a predicted model, not a curated record. Gene Ontology annotation, molecular function: single-stranded DNA binding; single-stranded RNA binding; translation initiation factor binding. The coding region runs from base 1 to 429 and encodes 142 amino acids. Gene Ontology annotation, biological process: positive regulation of translational initiation; transcription initiation at RNA polymerase II promoter; positive regulation of nuclear-transcribed mRNA poly(A) tail shortening. The transcript is spliced from 2 exons.
AUGUUCUUCCUCAAGCAGCUCCGCCGGGAGCUCCUCCUGCACCCGAUGCACUUUGGCCCGAAGCUCCAUGACAUCAUCCGCCUGCGCCUCAUCGAGGAGAACAAUGCGUACCGCGCGAUCCUCUUCCGCCCGUUCAAGAACGAGGUGCUGGACGCGGUUGUGACGGGUCGAGAAACACCGCUCGGCUUUUUCGCCGAGGUUGGGCCGCUCCAGGUUUUUGUGAGUCGCCACGCCAUGUCGACCGAUUUGACCGAAGGCUACGACCACGAGAACAGCGCGUGGAUAUCGCAAGACCGCGAGGUCGAGAUCCGCAAGGGCGUCGGCGUCCGCCUCAAGAUCAUGGGCGUCAGCAUCGACGUGACGGAGAUCAACGCCAUUGGCACGAUCAAGGACAACUAUUUAGGCGUCAUUUCGGCCGACAUGUUUUAG